Molecule: messenger RNA, 296 nt
Organism: Staurois parvus
Lineage: Eukaryota; Metazoa; Chordata; Amphibia; Anura; Ranidae
Source: the annotation of a GenBank genome assembly
AUGUAUGUGAAAUGCUUUAAUACAGUAAUGUUAUACUGUGUGAUUUUAGUGAAUUUAGUGAAUGUCACUUUUUGUCAUUUUUAAAUUUCCCGCCGUUCCGUCCCCAGACGUCGCAGGGGACAGAACCCAGAAGACAGACGCCGGCAUCCGCUGGAGUAUAUUGCAGGAGGGACAUCGUGGGAGCGCAGGACAAGGUAAGUGCAGAAGAGAUCCCGAGAGCAAUGCUGCAGGGUAUUCCCCAGUUUAGCUCGGGGUUACCGCUUGUGCUACACUCGGGAAUACCGCCAGGGAGGUUA